Messenger RNA from Drosophila busckii, 2878 nucleotides. RefSeq names its product protein piwi (gene piwi). The transcript has 8 exons. Gene Ontology annotation, molecular function: piRNA binding; protein binding. Lineage: Eukaryota; Metazoa; Arthropoda; Insecta; Diptera; Drosophilidae. Gene Ontology annotation, biological process: regulatory ncRNA-mediated gene silencing. The record is from RefSeq and is a predicted model, not a curated record. Gene Ontology annotation, cellular component: P granule. The coding region runs from base 46 to 2790 and encodes 914 amino acids.
GCGGGUUUUCAAAACUGAAUUGAAGUAAAUUUCAACAUUUUGUAAAUGGAGCGAGAUCAGGAACGUGGUCGUCGCCGACCUAUCGAUCGUUAUGAGUCUGAUAGAAGAGAAAGCCACUCAAAUAGUGAACCGCGCAAUAAGCAUUUCAGAGAAUCCAGUGAGAGUUCUCGUGGAAGAGAUUCAUCUCAGGGUUCGACAUCGCGUGGUUCUGGUGGUCCACAUCCGCCGCUGCCAUCACAUCAACGGUUUGGUCGACAAGGAAGUCGUGAAAGAGAUUCAUCUCGCCCUUCGACAUCUCGUGAUCUACAGCCACCGCUGCCACCACAGCAGCGAUUUGGUCCACAAGGUAGUCGUGAAAGAGAUUCAUCUCAUGCUUCGACAUCGCAUGGUGCUGUUGGUGUAGCUCCAUCAAAUCCACAACCGCGGCCGCCGCCGCCGCCGCCAGCACAUCAACGUGAAGGCGGUCGCCAACGUGGCGAUCGCUUUGAAAUCGUGCGUACUCGCCCAAGCGAUGUGCUCACUAAAGUGGGCACUGACGGACAGCCCAUACAGCUCCAAUCCAACUACUUCAGUCUAAGAACCAAGCCACAAUGGGAAAUCCAACAUUAUUGUGUGGAUUUUGUGCCCGACAUCGAAAUGGUGCGUGUACGUUGCGGCGUACUAUCCGAACAUGCUCGAAUUUUGGGCACAGGAUAUUUGUUCGAUGGUAAGCAGUUAUUUACGACGAAGAAGUUUGAGGAGAAUACGGUAGUGCUAAACACCACAUCCAAGCAAGGUGUAGAUUACACUAUUACUAUUAAAUGGGUGGGCCUCAUUUCGACGGCAGAAUCGCGAUUUCUGCAAGUAUUGAACUUAAUAUUACGUCGCUCUAUGAAAGGACUGAAGCUUGAGCAAGUGGGCCGUAAUUUGUUUGAUCCGCAUGCAAAAGUUGCAUUGCGUGAGUUUGCAUUGGAAUUGUGGCCGGGCUAUGAGACCUCGAUAAGACAGCAUGAGAAUGAAAUUUUGCUGUGUACAGAGAUUACGCACAAGGUUAUGCGCACGGAGACUGUAUAUGACAUACUGCGCCGCACUUCGCAUAAUCCAUCACGCUUUCAAGAGGAAUUUCGAGUUAAUGUCUUGGGUUUGAUAGUUCUAACCGACUAUAACAAUAAGACCUAUCGAGUAAAUGAAGUAGACUUUUCUCAGUCGCCGCGCUCCACCUUUCACUGCAAGGGACAGGAUGUUAGCUUCGUAGACUACUACUUACAGAAAUAUAAUAUUCGCAUACGUGAUCAUAAUCAGCCGCUGCUUGUAUCCAAGAAUCGGGAUAAAGCGCAAAAGGCAAAUGCUGACGAGAUUGUUGUGCUUAUACCAGAAUUAUGUCGUGUUACUGGACUGACGGAUAACAUGCGUUCGAAUUUUCAACUUAUGCGCGCCAUGGCCGACCACACGCGCAUGGUUCCAAGCCGGCGCAUUGAUCGUUUGCGUACGCUCAACCAACGUUUGCAGACCACAGCUGAGAGUGUUAAAGUGUUGAGUGACUGGAACAUGACGCUGGAUCAGAAGCUGGUGGAAGUGCGUGGCAGAAUUAUAGACGACCAACGCAUUGUAUUUAACAAUAAAGUUAGAGUGUUGGCUGGAAAAGCUGCAGACUGGACCUCUCAGCUGCGUGACAAACAAAUGUUGACUACGCCCACCAACGGGUUGGAUCGUUGGGCAGUAAUAGCGCCCAAUCGUAAUAUGCGCGAUUUAGAGACGCUUUUGAAUAAUCUAAAUCGUACUUCACGCGGUCUUGGGUUUCAAAUAGGACAACCACGAACAUUUAAGAUAGAUGACGAUCGCACUAGCAGCUAUGUGCAAACGCUUAUGGAAUGCGCACGCAUGGAUCCAAAGCUAAUACUUUGUCUAGUGCCCAACAACAAUGUUGAAAGAUACUCUUCUAUCAAAAAGAAAGGCUGUGUGGAGUUGGCCAUACCCACGCAAGUAGUUACCACCCGUGCAAAUCAGAAGGGCUUAAGCGUUGCCACGAAAAUUGCCAUACAAUUAAAUUGUAAGCUUGGCUAUACUCCUUGGAUGAUCGAGCUGCCAUUAUCUGGACUCAUGACAAUUGGCUUUGACAUUGCCAAAUGUUCACGUGAUCGCUCGAAGGCCUAUUGCGCAUUAGUGGCAUCAAUGGAUUUGCAGCAAAAUUCAACAUACUUUAGCACAGUUGCUGAAUGCAAUGUGCAUGAUAUUUUGGCCAACAACUUGUGGCCCAUGAUGAUGAAGGCAUUGCGUCAAUAUCAUCGUGAGCAUCAAAAGCUGCCCACACGCAUUUUAAUAUAUCGUGAUGGCGUUAGCUCUGGCUCGCUACGUCAGCUCUUUGAGUACGAGGUUAAGGAUUUGGUGGAGAAGCUAACUAUAGAGUAUGAAAAAAUGGCUGGAACUAAGCCUUUAAUGGCGUAUAUUGUUGUGACCAAGGCAUGCAAUACGCGUUUUUUCACCAUGAAUCAACAAAAUCCGCCACCCGGCACAGUGGUUGAUAAUGUGGUUACAUUGCCGGAGCGUUAUGACUUUUAUUUGGUAUCCCAAACGGUGCGCCAAGGAACCGUCGCACCCACUAGUUAUAAUGUGGUUUACAGCAACAUUCGCCUAAGUCCGGACCAAAUACAGAAGCUUACAUAUAAGAUGUGUCAUCUGUACUAUAAUUGGUCGGGCACUACACGCGUUCCUGCCGUUUGUCAAUAUGCCAAGAAGCUGGCCACGCUUGUGGGCACAAAUAUGCAUUCUAUACCUGCAAAUGCGCUGGAAAAGAAACUAUAUUAUCUGUAGAGGAAGCCCUAAGAAAACUACCUUUACAUUUCCAUAAACGAUCGAACUAAAUUAAUAUUAAGAAUUUGAAUUUGUUAUUUAAAAGACA